CAGACUCAGGUUGACCUGAUAAUAAUGACUUCUGCUCGGCUGCUGUUCGUGAGGUGAAGGAACUCUCGGCAGCAGCUCCAUCCUGUCCUUCCUCACAGGAAUGAGGACCGGACCAGCCUGCGGGGAAGGACCCGCAUCGACACGCCCGUUCUCUCUGCUGCUGGCUCGGUUCUUAAAGGGGAGAUGUUCCGGUGGACGAGCGAGUCCACGUUUACCGCCUCUGUGCGAAAACGACGUCAAACCCAGCGACUUCAAGCUGUUCUGGCUGAAUGUUGACGUUUAAGGCGGAAAUUGAUGGUUAAAGAAGCGAGUUUCUCUGUAGAACGGAGUGUUCCGACAGGACAGCAGCAGACCUCCCCUUUAACAACGACCUGCUUUCCGCGGAACAGACCAGCGGCCCGUCGGCUCCUCCAUCCUCCGUCUCUCCGUCUGUCUGUCCGCGGUCCAGCUGUGUUUUCUGCCCCUGCCAUGCUCCGGGUCCGCUGGCUCUUCUCUGCCCUGCUGUUCGUUCUGCUUCCGGGCCUGAGCCGGGGGUAUUUCCCCGAGGAACGCUGGAGCCCCGAGUCCCCUCUGCUCGCUCCGCGGGUCGUCAUCGCGCUCAUCUGCCGCAACGCGGAGCACUCUCUGCCGCUGGUCCUCGGAGCUAUCGAGCGGCUCAACUACCCGAAGGACCGCAUAGCGCUGUGGGUGGCGACAGAUCACAACAUUGAUAACACGACAGCCAUUCUCAGGGACUGGCUCAUCCAAGUGCAGAAGUACUAUCACUAUGUGGAGUGGAGACCCCAAGAGGAACCCAGUCGCUUUACGGAUGAGGUGGGGCCAAAGCACUGGAAUAAUCUUCGUUAUGAACACCUAAUGAAGCUCCGUCAGGCAGCACUGAACACCGCCCAUGAAAUAUGGGCGGACUACCUCCUGAUGACUGACUGUGACAACCUGCUCACCAAUCAGGAUGUGUUAUGGAAGCUGAUGAGCGAGAACAAGACUAUUGUGGCUCCUAUGCUGGAGUCUAGAGCUGCAUACUCCAACUUCUGGUGCGGCAUGACUUCACAGGGUUACUACAAGCGUACUCCCGCCUACAUGCCCAUCCGCAGGCAGGAGCGCAGAGGCUGUUUCGCUGUACCGAUGGUUCACUCUACCUACCUGGUAGACCUCCGAAAAGAAGCCUCCCGUUAUCUAGCUUUCUAUCCACCGCACGAGGAGUACAACUGGGCCUUGGAUGAUGUCAUCGUCUUUGCCUACUCUGCUCGUAUGGCAGAUGUGCAGAUGCACGUUUGCAACAAAGAAACCUAUGGCUAUUUGCCCGUCCCAAUGCGGGCCCAUGCCAGCCUGCAGGAUGAGGCCGAGAGCUUUCUACACACUCACCUGGAAGUCAUGGUGAAGGCUCCGCCUUUAGCGCCUUCUAGCUUCCUGUCCAUCUCUCCAAAGCAGCCCAACAAGAUGGGCUUUGAUGAGGUUUUCAUGAUUAAUCUGGUGCGGAGGACCGACCGUCGUGAGCGGAUGUUAAGGAGCCUGUACGAGCAGGAGAUCAGCUGUAAGGUUGUUGCUGCUGUGGAUGGCAAAGCUCUGAAUGUCUCUGACAUGGAGUCUCUGGGGAUCAGGAUGCUGCCCGGGUACAAAGACCCGUAUCACGGCCGGCCUCUCACCAAGGGGGAACUGGGUUGUUUCUUGUCUCAUUACAACAUUUGGAAGGAGAUUGUGGAUCGGGGUCUAAAGACUUCUUUGGUGCUUGAGGAUGAUCUCCGCUUCGAGGUGUUUUUCAAACGCCGUCUUCAGGCUCUGCUGCAGGAAGUCACCACGCACCAGUUGGACUGGGACCUGAUCUACAUAGGUCGGAAGCGGAUGCAGGUGGACCACCCGGAGAAGUCAGUUCCAAACAUUCACAACCUGGUGGAGGCCGAUUAUUCCUACUGGACUCUGGCCUACAUCUUGUCCAUGCGAGGAGCACAGAAGCUGCUGCGGGCCGAGCCUCUGAGUAAGAUGCUUCCCGUUGACGAGUUCCUUCCUGUGAUGUACGACAAACAUCCAGUUUCGGAGUACAUGGAGCACUUUGAGAAGCGGGACCUACACGCCUUCUCUGCAGAGCCGCUUCUAGUGUAUCCGACCCAUUACACCGGAGAGCCCGGGUACAUAAGCGACACGGAGACCUCGGUCGUCUGGGACAACGAGACGCUGAAAACAGACUGGGACCGAGCCAAGUCCAGGAAGACGCACGAGCAAGGGGAGCUGAGCUUCGAGGCUCAAAACUCAGAUGUGCUGCAGUCAGAACUGGAGAACUGGAGCGCACGGGACGAACUGUGACCAAAAAAAAACAAGGACUGGAAAGCUGAUGGGAGGAACAUUCAGGGAUCCAGAGAUGACGGAGUUCGAACCAAACUGUGACAGAAGGUCAAAGCAGAAACACGGCAGACGAGGCAGGAACAGUCAGAGAAGCAGAGAUGAGUUCACACAGACGAAGGGAAGACGAAGCCUUUCCUCACUCCAACUCUGAGCUGUUUCUUUGGGGAGAUUAGAACUACAGUUAACUUCUGAAGAGACAAACAGCUUUGGUCUUAUUUAUUGUUUCCAACAGAUGUUCUGUUUACCUAUAACCUGAUUCAUUCAUUAGUUUUGUAUCUGCCUUUUAUGACCACAGUUUUAUGAUUCUUAUUUUUAUGGAGGUUGGGCUGGAAGAAGAUUGUCCUCAGAAACAAUGUGGAUCAUAUUUUUACUUCAGGAAUUAAAUAUUGUCUAGGAUGAAAAUAUAACAAACUUCAGAAACAGAAGGAUGUUCCUGUCUGUUUACUUUCUUUCCUUUUGUACUGACAUCAAUGCUUCUUGAAAAGGCAAAUUCUCUAACAUGUAAUGCUGUUCUAUGGUUUUGCCUGAUCAGCUGUUCUCAUUUUUUCCAUCUUCAUCAGUUAUUUUUCUUUUUUUUCAUAAUAAAUACUUCAAUUUAUGACAUCAGAUUAAAAAAAGUGUAUUUUAUUGUAAAAAGGUGUCAGUGUGCCAGUUCUUUCUAUUUACUAAAACUGUAACCUUCUGACAGUCACUUUGUUAAAUAUUGACUGAGCAUUUAUAUGGUGUCUUGAGCGUUAAGACAAAUGUAACAACAGCCAUAUUCUGAACAAAUGAAUUGUAGAGAUUAAUUUCUGUGAGUUUCUGUGAGAAUAAUAAUAAUGAUAUUUAGUCUGUCGUUAAA
Molecule: messenger RNA, 3178 nt
Organism: Oryzias melastigma (Indian medaka)
Lineage: Eukaryota; Metazoa; Chordata; Actinopteri; Beloniformes; Adrianichthyidae
Product: procollagen galactosyltransferase 1
Exons: 12
Coding region: 295-2298 (667 amino acids)
Molecular function (GO): procollagen galactosyltransferase activity
Source: RefSeq, a predicted model, not a curated record